Messenger RNA from Colossoma macropomum (tambaqui), 2783 nucleotides. RefSeq names its product ATR interacting protein. Gene Ontology annotation, biological process: DNA damage checkpoint signaling; DNA repair. Bases 294 to 2603 code for a protein of 769 amino acids. The record is from RefSeq and is a predicted model, not a curated record. The transcript is spliced from 14 exons. NCBI's taxonomy places the organism in Eukaryota, Metazoa, Chordata, Actinopteri, Characiformes, Serrasalmidae.
ACUUCGCUCCCAACAAGCGGCAGAUUCCCUCAAAGACGAGUUCAACUCUUCAGUCGACUCAGUUCAAUUUAGCCCGUAAACAGUCUGUAAAAUGGUUCGGUAGUCAUGUAUUUCCCAACAUGUUAAGCUGUCAUUCUGGAACAAACUGCACCGACAGAGGCGCGAUGCCCAUGUCUAAGGGGACGCUCGCGUUAGCCGCUUCUGUGAAGUUGCUGUUAGCUAAAGGCUAACGUUAACACGCUCCCCGCAGACUCCAGUUAACUAACCUAGCUGCUGUUUCAGCUUCCAGUGACAUGGAGUAUCCUCCAAGCAAACGCCUUAAGGCUUUACAGAAUGAUGCCCCAGUGGAAAAAGACCCCUUUGGGGAUGACGAGGACUUUACACAGGACGACCUGGAGGAGAUAGACAUUAUAGCGUCACAGGCUAUUACAGGGGAUGGUCAGCUUGCUAGUGCUAAAAGAACAUUUGGAUCCAUUUCAUCAUAUCCAGGAGAGCAGAGCAAAGCUCCUGUCAGGGAGGGCAGGAAGACCUUUUCCUUUGGAAGCAACAGUCCGAGCAGCAGCACCGUGUUUAACAACAUGGAACGACAAAGAAAUGAUGUAUUUGGAAAUGGACAAAUUGACAAAGGCAGAGAUGAAUUGUACUACAGCAGACUGGAGGCACAGCAAGCAGAGUUAAAGAGAAAGCUGAAAGAAGUAGAAGACCAGAUCUUGAUGAAGAAUGGUGAGAUUAGGGUCCUGCGAGACUCCCUCAGACUGGCCAAUCAGGAGAAGGAGCAGCAGAGACAGACUAAUCUUGCCUUGGAAAGAGAGAAAGUCAGUGUCCAGAGUGAAAAAGAGAAGGAGCUUUCCAAGAAGGUGGAGUCCUUGCAGUCAGAGUUGCACUUUAAAGAAGCAGAGAUGAAUGAAAUGAGGAGCAAACUUCAAAGCUCUGAGCGAGGGGGAAGACUGGUUGGAACUCCCGUAAGAAACAAUACAAACUCGCCUGGAAGUCAUGCAUUUGUAACGAAGGAGACCUUCUCAGCCGAGCUGUCUGUAAAACCAUCAACAUCCAAAUGUCAUCAUGCAGAAGGAGGGAAACAAAACCAGGGCAAAAGUAACAAAGAGGCAGUUGACUCAGACGCUGCCCUAAAUCCUGAUGUCCAGCAUAAAGGGCCUUUUCUGUUGAAUCUGCUGCUCCAACAUCCUCUAGAGCCCAGCUCUUUGGGCCUCUGUCACUUGCUGUGCCUCAGCCCAGAAGCUCUGCCUUGUCUGUUCUCCCAGUCAAGCUUCACAAGCCCAGCUUCCUCAGCUGGUUCCAGCACCUCCUCCACAGAUUCCAGGUUUCUGCAUCGACCUCGAGCUCACUUCUUCCAGCUUCAAAGUCUCGCCAUGUCAGGUUUGACUGUAUUGGCCCACGGUCUCCCUAUAUGUUCUGGCACUCGGCCGCCUCACAGAACCUGUCCUGCUGCUGUCCAUCUCCUCCCCUUACUCAACUACCACAUCAGCCUUUACUGCCAGACCCUCGAGUCCAUCGACAGGUCAGGAAAAAGUCCUCUGCGAGGAAGUUCGCUGUCAGGUUCCUCAGAAUCUAGUGUGGCCUCCACCAUUGAGGAGUCUUUAAGCUCUCAAGAAGAGUUUGCUUUGGCAGCCAUGAAAGCUCUUUACCACAUAGUGACUGAAAGCAGUGAAGCUACGCACACGGUUUUAUGUGGUCAGGAGGGAGAAUAUCCAGACAAAUCAAGUGACAACAGACUCAGCAACCAGCCACAGUCGUCUACAGGUGAUGGAAACUUCGCAGAGAAGGUGAAUGGUGAGCUGCAGGCCCAGCACCCUCUGCUGAAGAGGCUCUUUCAGUUGGUAGAUGUGAAGUUCAUCAGUAGUGCCAGUCAGAAGGAAGCUGUGAUGAACUCCAGUUUUAGGGCAGUCUGUGCUCUGGCUGAGAGAGCGGAGGGGAGCCAGCUGUGGAGAUUGAAGGUGUUGAUGUCGAGUCAAGUGCUGGCUCAAAGCUUGUCUUUGGAAUCGCCGUACACAACCGUGUGUCUCUCUGUGAGACUCCUGACACUUGUGGCCGACUGCGAAGAGAUCGCCACCAAAGUUUGCUCUCUUAACAAUGUGUGUCCACUUGUCCGAGUUUUCCAGUACAUUACAUCAAGACCAGAGAAGUCUAUGACCGAAGAUAUGUGGUCUCACUUAGACGUUGAGGUUGUUCGAUUGUUGGCCAAGUUAUUCACCCAGAAGACGCCCACAUGGGCUGCUCUCAUUAGUGAAUCCUCGUGCCAGUGCAGUAAUGAGGUGGUGCGGACAGUGGUUGUAGUGUUACACAGGCAGUGGCUGAGCAUCAAAGGCCAGGAGAAGCACGUGGGUGGAGUUCAGGCAUGGACCAGUCCCGGAGUUCAGUUACUGAGGGAGGCUCUCAUGUUGCUGCACUGGCUCCUCCUGAACGACUCCUCUUUCUCAUUGCACUGUCUGGAUGUCCUGCACAUAUAUCAUCAGGUCAUCCCAGCCAUCAGAGACACCCUCCGCAAGAUCCCUGACCUCUCUGAGAGUGAAGAACUGGCCAUUGAGGAGAUCUGUCGACCAGAAGCAGAUGUUGAAGAUAUGGACAUUGACGCAGGUUCUUGAUGACCAAGGUGAAGACGGUUUAUGGACAAGCAACAUUUUCUUUUGUUCUGCUUUUCUUCCUUUAGGUAUGUAAAUGUUUGAGGGGGCACUUAGAAGAAAACAUUCCUCCUGCAUUUAUCUGAUGCUCUUUCACAGAACCAUCUUUUAUGGCUGCUCACUGAUAUUGUUAAUUAAAGCAAA